CACCAAAGGCGACCAGGGAAAGAUGCUCCGGGACAACUUUGAAUGGCGUGAAGCUGUCCACGCGUCGGCGAGUUAGCUGCAUUACUUUGGUUUUUGCGUUUAUUGAAAGCGCCCUGUUUUCGUUCGGAUUCCACCAUGAAGGUGGUGUGUUCUAUCGAAUAAGACUACAGGACUUGAGUUUUAUUCUUGAUUUUUGUCCCCCCUUUUAAUAACAAAAAGAAGGCAACAUGUUUGAAGUUUCUGGGAUUCCAUACAUCUUGCUGGACAUUACUUGUCUCAUACUCGUGGGACUCCCAUUCUUCAUCCUCACUCCUCAGCAUUGCCCGUUCAAACGAGGCUUCUUCUGUGAUGACGAGUCCAUCCGCUACCCCCUCAAAGAGGACACCAUUUCCUACCAGCUCCUUGGGGGGGUCAUGAUCCCCUUCACGCUCAUUGUUAUCAUCUGUGGGGAGUGUCUGUCUAUCUACCUGUCCCACACCAAGAGCAAGACGCUUGGCCACAAAUACACAGCGUGUGUCUACAAGGCCGUGGGCUGCUACUUAUUCGGGGCGGCGGCCAGCCAGUCGCUGACGGACAUCGCCAAGUACUCCGUGGGGCGUCUGCGGCCGCACUUUCUUGCCGUGUGCAAGCCCAGGUGGGAUCUCAUCAAUUGCAAAGCUGGUGGAUACGUGGAGAACAUCACCUGUACCGGGGACCAGUUCCUGGUGGAGGAAGCCAGGCUGUCCUUCUAUUCUGGUCAUUCAUCGUUCUCCAUGUACUGUAUGCUGUUUCUUGCUUUGUACAUCCAUGCCAGGCUGAAGACUAAGUGGGCGAGGCUUCUACGGCCCACCAUGCAGUUUUUUCUUCUCACCACCGCCGUCUACGUGGGUCUGUCCCGCGUGUCCGACUACAAGCACCACUGGACCGACGUACUUGCCGGCCUCCUGCAGGGCGGCGCUGUGGCCUCCUUCACGGUGUUCUGUGUGUCCAACUUCUUCCGGCAGCCCCUCGAGGCGGGCGUGUCCCAGGAGGAAGGAGGCCAGCACACCGGUUUACAUGACAACCCACCCAAUUCCAACCACUAUGGCAGCACUGACUGAACGACCCCCCACCUCCCCUCACAGAAUGACCCCGGUAGGAGGAACAAUUGGGUAGGGAGGCAGCACAUGCACUUUACUUACUCACAAAGCCUUUUUAGGUUUGAUGCUGCCUAGCAGGAGGGACUUUUUACAACAGCGUGCCAUGGGUGGACAUAUGGCGUGUCUCACGGAGGAAUGAAAUUCCAUUUGCUGUGAAUAUAAUGGGACUCUUGUGUGCUCGCUGCAAGCAGGCUUGUAAGGGAGACCUUGGCACCUUUAUAAACCUCCACUGUCCAUAAAGGAGGCGUACGCCAUUCAUAAAAAGGGGUAAGUCCGGUUUUUGGGUGUAAUUUAAGGACGAACCUAAAAUGCACUGCAACGUUUACAGGAGUACCUAACCACAUGUCCAACAGUUUGAUGUUUCAAUACUUGGGGCACAACUCUAGCAAAAGUCAAUGGAAAUUUUUACAACAGGUGUUUGUUGAGAAAGAAGCAAAAACAGCAAGUUGGGCAAAAAGUGCUGAAACGUUGAACAGGAGGAUGUGUACUGUAUUUCAAUAGAUCACCUGCAAAGUACAAUUUAGGUCGAUCUGGAUAUUUCAUUUGAAAGCCGACUCGCUUUUUCUGCAUUUUAUCCAUAAUUUAAAUAGAUAAAUAACAUGUCUGUGACAUGCGUUCGUUAAAAGAUGUACGCCAAAGACCAAGAAAAUAAUUCUCAACUUGCUGAAAGGAAAAGCUCCUUUCUAUUGCGUAGGGGGUGGGUGAGGAGGGGCUCAACUUCUGGAUGUACUUUGUGUAGGUGGUACAUGGACACAUCGGCAAACCCCCCAAAAAAACAGCGCUCGCACUUCACCUGGUUGACGAUAAAGGUCCGCAUAUUAGGUGCGUGCAUGUGUGUCUUUAUUAUGUUUUCAUUUUCUUCAAACUUGCAUUCAAGUUGCGCAAAUCAGGGGUGCGAAACCUUUCAGUUUCAAGUCGUCCGAGGACUACCCUAAAUUCAGGAAAAUAUGUUGCGAUUUACGAUAAACGCAUUUUGAUAGUCAUUUAUUUGACACUUGUGGUUUUUUUUUUUAUCCCAGUUUCUCAAAUGUUUUAUUUGUUUUUAAGAAUUAUAGGGCGGACCAGAUUAAAACGCUUUUGAUGGUCCAUAACAGGCCCAGGAACCGCAGGUUCCCCACCACUGAUCUGAACAGUGCUGUUGAAAAUGUGAGAAAUAAAAGAAGUCUUGUUUUUGUUAAAAAAAAAAAGUCUACCUAAAACCGAAUUUUUAUUAUUAUUACCUUUUUUGGGAUGCUCUUCCAAACAAGCCCCAAAGGUAUUUGACCUGUAUAUUGUUUGCAUAGGUUCCCCACAUAAGAUUAUCAAACUAAUGUAAAGAUAAAAUCACUUAAAUAGACUAUUUUUGAUAACGUGGAAGUCAGCCUAAAGAUGUCUGGAACAAAAUGCCAUGAUCCUAAGAAAUUCACAGCAAAGUCUCAUUUACAGGAACAUUUACCGUCUAUAUGUACGUAUCUUCCCGACUUGGACUGAAACUAGCUUAUCUUUGAAACAUGCAAACGUGCAACAAUAGCUUCCGAGAGUACACAUUACCGAUCCAAACCACAGAAACCGCUUUGAAAUCCUUUCUGCGUGACUGACUGUAAAACGGAUAUGGCAGUAAAAGACAAAAUAAGCAUAAAAAAUGUAUGCGGUAAAAGGCAGAGGUGGAAUAUUGAAGUGAAACCUAAUUAUUUUUGCAGAACAGGGAUGCAAGUUUUAUGUGAAUCAACAAAUCCUAACCGACUGUUUUCUCUGUGAAAUUUCACUUCCAUUUCCUAUACAUGAUUAGAUUGAUUCACAAAUGCUGUCAUGUAAUCCUUCUGAGCGUGUAGUCUGGUGGAUAUGUGUGACUUAUACAUGUCUGUUAUUCAACUGGGUUGGCGCAGUGGAACUGCUAAUUAAAUUUAAGUGCCAAACAGUUGA
This is a messenger RNA of Syngnathus acus (greater pipefish), 3020 nucleotides long. Its product is annotated as phospholipid phosphatase 1-like. Lineage: Eukaryota; Metazoa; Chordata; Actinopteri; Syngnathiformes; Syngnathidae. The record is from RefSeq and is a predicted model, not a curated record. The transcript has 6 exons. Gene Ontology annotation, biological process: phospholipid metabolic process; phospholipid dephosphorylation; signal transduction. Bases 228 to 1079 code for a protein of 283 amino acids. Gene Ontology annotation, molecular function: phosphatidate phosphatase activity.